Vespula vulgaris is the source of this 3162-nucleotide messenger RNA. RefSeq names its product phosrestin-2-like. Bases 328 to 2076 code for a protein of 582 amino acids. The transcript has 11 exons. Gene Ontology annotation, molecular function: G protein-coupled receptor binding. Gene Ontology annotation, cellular component: cytoplasm. The record is from RefSeq and is a predicted model, not a curated record. Gene Ontology annotation, biological process: signal transduction; G protein-coupled receptor internalization. Lineage: Eukaryota; Metazoa; Arthropoda; Insecta; Hymenoptera; Vespidae.
UCGUUAAAUCGCGAUUAUUAUACGCGUGUGUGAGUCGUAUAAAAAGAUACGGAAUAAAUAAAUAAAUAAAUAAAUAAAUAAAUAAAUAAGUAAAUAAAUAAUCGAAUGAAAUAAAAUAAAAUAAAAUAAAAAAACGACAAAUUAUCAUAGAAAAAUUUCGGUGAAAUUAAACGAAUAAAAACGAUAAUGUUCGAAUAAAAACUGUUGUAAUAAAAAAGAAAAAAGAAACAAAAAUAUGUGUAGCAAGCACGAGAAUAGUCUAAGUGAAAUUCGUUUAUCUUCGUUGAUCUUGUGAAUUUUUCUUCAAGUGGACCAAGAAGUGAGAAAAUGGCUAAGAACGGGAACUGUCGAGUGCAAGUGAAAAUUGGCGAAGUUCCCCAUAACGUGGAUGUCCAAUUACAUUCAACCAAGACUGAACUCACGACUGAGAUCAAAGAGAAACGCUGUCAAAUGCAGAAGAAACGUGGAACGUCAGAAUUUCGCCAGGAGGAUGAAAUAUUCGUUGCAACAUGUGAGAAACAAGACCAGAGAAUACACAAAGAGCAACAACAACAACAACAACAGCAGCAGCAGCAGCAGCAACAGACUCAUUCGCAACAUUAUUCGAUGACAACGACGAUAACGACAACGACUACGACGACGGAUAUACAGCAGGUUGAUAGAUUCGAAUCGAGUUCAGAUAUGUCUGGUUCGACUUUUAGCAGUCAGAGGGUUUACAAGAAGUCCUCACCGAACAGCAAAUUAACUCUCUACCUUGCCAGUAGAGAUCUUAUCGUUAGCGAUGCGAAAAUAGACAAGUUACAAGGUGUUCUAUUGGUUGACCCAGAAUAUCUUCAACAAAAGAGAGUAUACGGUCAAAUAACGCUGACUUUUCGUUAUGGUAGAGAGGAUGAGGAAGUAAUGGGCCUAAAAUUUUGCAACGAGGCGGUUAUGUGUGUCUCCCAACUUUAUCCACCAUAUUCGGGACCUGAUCAUCACGAGGUUGUAACACCUUUACAGGAUGCUCUGGUAAAGAGAUUGGGAUCGAACGCUUACGCAUUCACCAUGGAAAUUACAUCCUUAGCACCGCCAUCCGUGCAAUUGGUACCUGCUAAGGAAUAUACUGGCGCACCCAUCGGAACGAGUUACGACGUUAAAGCUUACGUGGCUGAUCGAUCCGACGAUAAGUUGCAUCAAAAAUCAACCGUUAGAAUGGGCAUUAGAGUGAUUCAACGAACGACGAAACCACCCUUACCAUGUUUUACGAUGUAUAGUGUACCUACAUCAACGAUGAUACCAUCAAGGAUUCAAAUUAACAAACCAAGAUUCUCGUUCGCUACCAAUGAAAUCCUCGAGGACGAGGAAAAUAUAGGACCACAAGCAGCCAUCGAAAAACCAUUUAUAUUGAGCGAUGGACGUGUCGGUUUAGAAGCAAGAUUAGAUCGAGCAAUUUAUGCCCAUGGGGAUUCUAUAACUGUCCACGUCAAUGUUAACAAUAAUAGUAGCAAAUCCGUCAGACGAAUUAAGGUUUUCGUCGUUCAACACGUCGACGUUUGUAUGUUCAGUAAUGGUAAAUUUAAAAACGUGGUAGCACUUGUAUCUUCUCAAGAGGGUUGCCCUAUAGGGCCAGGGUCUAGUUUAAAAAAAUGUUACACUUUGAAACCCAUCAAAGGAUCCAGUAAAAAUUGGAUUGCUUUGGAAGAUAGUUAUACCAAAGCUGGUGCUACCUUAGCUUCUACAAUCGUUUGUCCUGGAAAUGGACCAGAAGAUCGAAAUGUUUUUGCUAUUUACGUAUCCUAUUACGUGAAGGUAAAACUGAUAAUCUCAACGAUAGGCGGUGACGUUUCUUUAAAAUUACCGUUCACUUUAACUCAUACUAAUACCGAUCCAGAUCUUGUUGGGUUUCCAUCGCCGGUUAGAGAAAUUUCGAAACCUUUGCGAAAGAUGGAGGAUAUAAACGAAUAUCCAGAUAAGUAUGAUUGUAAUCAAACGAAGAACAAGGAAUCGAAAUUGACGACUAUUCAGGAAAAAGAAAAACAAUCAAAAAUCACCGACGUUGAUCUUAUAGAACGUUGUGACGAGGAGGACAGUACCUGAGAGCAGGUUAAAUGUGACGAGAAGCUAAAAACGACAGAUCUGAAAUCUCGACAAUCUAAAAAGAAUAAUAACGAAGCUAAAAAUAUAAACUUGAAGAAUACAAAUCAAAAAACCUGUAAGUUAGGCUUCAGUAUACAAAGAGCUUGGUGCUGUUUCAGAAGAGCUUCUUAGUGCGUCUUGCAUUUGUAAGAACGUUUGAGAUAAUAGAUGGAAAUAAAAAAGCGGAGUGCGUGUUGAUUACGAAUCAUAUUGAAGAUGAUUCGAGAAAAUAAAUAUAUUUUGAAGGUACAAUUUCACACUCCCAAAAAGGUUUCUUCAUUUGUCGUGACUCUAUCGACUGAUUUUGAAUUAUCAUUCUAUGGUACAAGGAAUCUGAAACUUUCUUUACUCUUAACUUUCUUAUUAACGUUAUAUAUGUAUGUGUGUAUGUAUGUAUGUAUGUAUGUAUGUAUGUAUGUAUGUAUGUAUGUAUGUAUGUAUGUAUGUAUGUAUGUAUGUAUAACAUUAUCAGUUUGAUAUAUACAAAGCUGGCAAUAUUUGGAGAAACAAAAACAUCUUACAUUCAAAUAGAGAAAGUUUCAUGGAAACAACAAAAAAAUAUGUCAAUUGAUCCUACAAAAUCACAGUUUUUAGGAAAAUAAAAUUCAUGAUGCAGAGAAUAGUUAUUCUAUAAUUAUAAAAUGAUGAAUAUAAAUACAUAUAAAAGUAAAUAUGAAAUUAUUGGUGGGACUUCUGAAUGUUUAGCACAUACAUUCGUACUACUAUGUAAAUUUUUGGAACUAAUUAAAAAUAUCAACUGCCAGUCUAAAUACUUGGAAUUAAAAGUUACUAUGUUUUUUCAAGAUACUAUCAUUGCAGAAAAAAGGGAAUAAUAUAGACAUUCCAUCAAAGCUAUUUAUUAAGACAAAAAAAAUUAAAAAGAAAAUGAAAAUUCCACAACUGUAUUUUUCUUAAGCAAAUGUAUGUAGAAAUUAUUUUGUAGCCUUUUCAUAAAUACAAUUUUCAAACGCGUCAGCACGUUUUAUAUGUGUAUAAAAAAUAUUAUUGAGAAACAUUAAUCUUAUAGCUUUAAAAAAAUCUUUUAUC